GUUGAAAAUUAUGUUACCGGUACCGUCAAUUAUUAUGAAUGAAAGCGCUUCAAAAAAGUCUUUCAAUUUUUCAAAUAAUAAAUAUUUGUACGCCGAGAUUCAUAAUAUGCAAAAAGGAAUGGUUUAGCAGAUGUUCUGUUCAGUCUGAGAGAUUGGAGAUUGAGAUGAUGUCUGACACUGACGACAUAGCAGAGAUCUGUCUUCAGUCUUCCCUGACCAGUAAAACGUGGGACCCAGGAGAUGGUGUCAUUUCAGAGGCCAUUUAUUUUGAUCACCUCCCAUCUUAUGAACAGAUGUUUCAGAAAAUUCUGCUGAAAAAUCAACUCUGCAUCAUCGGCCCUUUUGUGACAGCAGCUUGGCCCAGCAGACAACUUUGGGUACAGAAAAAUGGAACACCUAAUUUUGAAUACAUCGGGAAGCAUUUUGGGGAUGCAACAGCUCCAGUUGCUGAUUGUAGUGGUGAAGAAUUUUGUUCUCAUCCCAAAUCAGAAAUGAAAGUUCAAGAAUUUUUGACAUACUGGCAGGAUUACGCAGAAAAGGGGUAUCCAGCCAAUGAAAAAUGCCUUUACUUAAAGGAUUGGCAUUUUACUCGUGAUUUCCCAGAUUCCAAGGUGUACACUCCCCCAGCAUUUUUGUGCUCUGAUUGGAUAAACGAGUUCUGGGACUCUGCAGUGGAAGAAACUGCUGAGGACGAUUACAAGUUUGUGUACAUGGGACCUCGUAAUUCAUGGACACCCUUCCAUGCUGACGUGCUCCAUUCCUACAGCUGGUCUGCCAACAUUUGUGGUCGCAAAAUGUGGAUAUUUUAUCCUCCAGGAGCAGAAGCAGGUCUCCGGGACAGACAUGGUCAGUUGGUGUUUGACCUUCGCAGCUCAGAGCUGAAAGAUGACCUCACAUUCUCCAACGCCUCGAGGUCAUCUGGUGCUGCUAUCACCGUUAUUCAGGAACCAGGGGAGAUAAUCUUUGUCCCAAGUGGCUGGCACCAUCAGGUCUUCAACUUGGAGGACACAAUUUCCAUCAACCACAACUGGACAAACGGAUGUGGGGCUCAUCUCUCGUGGGCGUUCUUAAAGUCUCGUCUCACUGCUGUCCAGAAAGAGAUAGAAGAUUGUCGGGCCAUGGACGACUGGGAUCUCCACUGCCAGUUGAUCCUGAAAUCAGACAGUGGAAUGGAUUACAAAGAUUUCUUCAAUUUCUUGUCUGUAAUUGCUGAGCACAGAAUUCUGGCUCUGCGCCAAGAGUGUGUGACUGAUGUCUGUGAUAGGAAUGGCUCAAGGUCGUGGAAUCAGAGGCCAGGCAAAGAAAGUGGGCGGUGUUGUCUGUGUUUGCUAACAUCAGAGCAGUUUUGUGGUGCAGUCUCUGGCAGUGAAAGCACGCAUGAGGACGUUUGUGAUGGAGGUAACGCUCAUGCAAGUAGGAGGACAUACUCUCCUUGUAAAGAUGAAGCUCAUAUAGAUGUAGCCCCUUCAGAACUGUCGUCCCCAGCACAACGUCAUGCAGAAGAACUUGCUGAGAAAAAAAGGAUUUCUGACAUCUUGACUGUUGGUGGAAAUAAUCAUUUAAACUGCCCUCAUUGGGCCCACAGUGGUCCAAAUCUGGCUGUGUUUGACCUUCGGCGGAUUAAGGUCAUUGUGCACAACAUGCUGGAACAGUCAGAGUUCAAGGCCGUCCUGCCUCAGUUGACUUCCGAGCCUAGAGAGCUGAUUUUGAACAUAGACAAGGUUCUUGAUUGCCAUAGGUGAUUAAUAAAUAAUUUAUAGCCUAUUUUUAUAUUUUAAA
This is a messenger RNA of Aplysia californica (California sea hare), 1779 nucleotides long. RefSeq names its product 2-oxoglutarate and iron-dependent oxygenase JMJD4. NCBI's taxonomy places the organism in Eukaryota, Metazoa, Mollusca, Gastropoda, Aplysiida, Aplysiidae. The coding region runs from base 39 to 1742 and encodes 567 amino acids. Gene Ontology annotation, cellular component: nucleus; cytoplasm. Gene Ontology annotation, biological process: protein hydroxylation; positive regulation of translational termination; negative regulation of gene expression. The record is from RefSeq and is a predicted model, not a curated record. The transcript has 7 exons. Gene Ontology annotation, molecular function: sequence-specific DNA binding; histone H4R3 demethylase activity.